This is a messenger RNA of Vicia villosa (hairy vetch), 870 nucleotides long. RefSeq lists its product as uncharacterized. The record is from RefSeq and is a predicted model, not a curated record. NCBI's taxonomy places the organism in Eukaryota, Viridiplantae, Streptophyta, Magnoliopsida, Fabales, Fabaceae. The coding region runs from base 1 to 870 and encodes 289 amino acids. The transcript has a single exon. Gene Ontology annotation, molecular function: nucleic acid binding; RNA-DNA hybrid ribonuclease activity.
AUGAUUUGGCAAGAGGAGCAAAAUGGUGAGUAUAGUGUGAAAUCGGGGUAUAAAAUUUGGAAUGAUCUUCAUAGUAACAUUCGAAAUCAUAACAUUGAGGGGAGGUGGAAGAGUAUUUGGAAUAUUUCUACACCACCUAGAGCUAAACAUUUGCUAUGGCGGAUUUGUAAAGAUUGUCUACUGACGCGUACAAAGCUUCAACAACGUCAUGUUCAAUGUCCGUCUGUUUGUCCUUGGUGCGAGUUAGAGGAUGAAGAUGAUUGGCAUAUAUUUUUCAGAUGCGUCUCAAUCAUUCGGAGUUGGCGGGCAGCAGGUUUGUCAUCUAUUAUAGAUCCUCGGUUGCCUAAUUUCCAUGAUGCUAAGUCUCUUAUCUUUGAUGUUUGUAGUCGGGAGGAUCGUAGAGAUGCGGGUCAGUUUGCUGUUUUGCUUGAGACCCUUUGGCGGAAUAGGAAUAAUAUGGUUUGGCAAGAUACCCGGGAUGAUGCUUUGAGGAUUGGUAUUCAAGCUUAUCAUAAUUGGUAUGAUUGGUUCUUAGCUAGAGAUGAGCAUAAUUUGGCGGGGGGUAAUAAUUUAACUAUAAGUUGGAUUCCUCCUUCAAUUAAUUACCUGAAAUGUAAUGUUGAUGCAGGUUUUAAUAAUGUGUGUGGUACAACAAAUAGAGGGUGGUGCUUUAGAGAUCACUUUGGAAGGUUUAUUUCCGCAGGGGUGUCCUGGGACGUGGAUCUUAUCUCCGUUGUCGAAGCUGAAGCAACCGCCUUAAAGGAAGCAAUCCAAAAGGCUAUUUUUCUUCAGUUAUCCCACGUCAUUUUUGAAACUGAUUGUCAGAUUGUCGCUAAGGCUAUUUAUGCUUCUCAUGUUGGCUCCUCAUAA